ACACUUCUCUCCCUUGAAACACUAAAAGUAGAACAAGGAAGUAUAACCUAUAUCAAAAUUCCUCGAAAACAAAGGAUGUUAUUUUGUUAACAGGUUUAAAAUUAUGUCGAGUUAUGUAAAUUUGGACAGAACUUUUCUCUUACAGAUAUCGUGGAAACUAUGGAAGUAUCAGGAAGAAGAGGGCGAGAGAAGGAUUUCUCAUCAUCUCUUUCACGUGGUUCUGAUGAUGCUGACCAGCUUUACUGUCUCCCGUGUAAACAAGAAGGAUCUCGGGUUCAAGCUUUCGGGUAUUGUCAGAACUGUGCCGAACAUUUGUGUGAGACCUGCUACAAAGUCCACACAAAACCAUCACCUCUCAGAAACCAUAUCCUCCUAGACAAAACACAAAUGCCAAAAACCCAGGAUCCAAGUAGACCAACAAUUCCCCAAGACUUGACUGAAACAUGCCAGCAACACAAUGGUAAAAUAAUAGAGUAUUUUUGCAAUGAUCAUAAAACGUUAGGUUGCAGCCCAUGUAUGACGAUGAACCACAGAAAUUGCAAGAUAGAUUACAUUCCAGAUGUCUCCAGGACCUACAUAGCCAGUCCUCAGUACCAGAGUCUUCUACAGGCCUUGCAGACUUUACAUGAAAAUGUGCAUGAAAUAGCUAAAUCAAUGAAAAAGAACAAGAAACUCAUUCAAGAAAAUCAGGAUAAAGUCAAGGCAGAUAUUCAGAAGUUUAGACAUGAAAUCAACAUUAAACUAGACGAAUGGGAAGCUAGAAUCUACAAAGAAAUUGAGAGUCUCUUUUCCCGAGAACAUCAGAGGAUAGAUUCAACACUUACCAAAUGCCACGAAAUGACAAGAAAGAUUGAAACACAACAAAGAAUGUUCAAAACACUUGAACGGGAUAAGAAAUGCAACAUGAUGUUCAUACAUGGCCAGGAAAGAGAAGAGUCAAUUAAAGGGGACAAGAAAACUGAACAGAAAUUGAAACAAGAAACUAAAGCUAUGGAUUACAUAUUUGAACCGAAUUCGACAAUCAAAAAUCUGCUGAAGACAGAGACUACCCUAGGAACGUUAUUCAACACUGGGGGAGAGUCCAAACCUACACCAAUACAAGAUCAGGUUGCAGAUAAUAGAACAACUUUAUCCACACACUUUCAGUUGGGACCAAGACAACACGCGAAUGUGUCAAGUUCCGGCGUUUCAGUUACACUAAUAGAUCAAAUUAAUGUUAAGACUGUCAGUGAUGACUAUGAUUGCAUGAUUAGAGGACUUGCAGUAAUUGACACAUAUAGACUUGCUGUUGCUGACUACUCAAACCACACCAUUAAGAUGAUUGAUUUGAAGCAGAUGGCAGUCGUUUCUAAGUUGAAAUUGAACUCAUACCCAUGGGAUGUGACAUUGUUACCAGACAACCAGCUUGCUGUUACACUUCCGAGUGAAGACUUGAUACAAAUUUUGUCAUUUUCUAAUGGUUUAUCUAAAGACAGGCAACUGGCAGUUAAAGGAGAAUGCUACGGGUUAGCUUUUAAAGAAAAAAGCCUGAUAGUUGGGAUGAAAGACGGAAAAGUAAGGAUACUAAAUUUAUCAGGGAAAGUUGUGAAAACAAUGGAGUGUGGUGUAGCAGAUUAUGUUUAUUAUGUUACAGUAUGUUCAAACGAUAGGUAUAUCUAUGCUUCAUGUGGUAGCCGUGUAACUUGUUUCAAUAUGGCCGGUGAAGAUUUAUUACGUUUUACACAUGAAAACCUGAUAAUUGCAGAUGGACUAGCUGUAUUGGAAGAUGGUUCUAUACUGGUAUGUUACUGUGGUAACAGAAGCAUUCAUCUGAUUUCAGAAAACAUGAAAAGCAGCAGGAUAAUACUGCAGGAAACGGAUGAGGAUAUGAAACCCUACUGUAUGGCGCUUGAUAGUGAAGAGAAGAAACUGUACAUAGGCAGCAUCGGAUACUACAACUGUAUAAAUGUGUACAGUCUGAAAUAGCUCAUGUUCAUUUGCAGUUAAUGUAGAUAACUACAAAUGGCAAAAACUGUUUUUGUAAUUGUAUUAUUCUGACUUCUUGAGAAUCUAUUCUACAGACGCAUUACAACUACAUUAAUAUAUACAAAAUUAUGUACCUUUUCUUUAUUUAUAGGUAAUGAAACUAUUUACAAUAAACUGAGACUCUUCUUGUAAUUGCCUA
Mercenaria mercenaria is the source of this 2164-nucleotide messenger RNA. RefSeq lists its product as uncharacterized. Gene Ontology annotation, molecular function: protein binding; ubiquitin-protein transferase activity; zinc ion binding. Gene Ontology annotation, biological process: positive regulation of DNA-templated transcription. NCBI's taxonomy places the organism in Eukaryota, Metazoa, Mollusca, Bivalvia, Venerida, Veneridae. The coding region runs from base 160 to 1965 and encodes 601 amino acids. The transcript is spliced from 2 exons. The record is from RefSeq and is a predicted model, not a curated record. Gene Ontology annotation, cellular component: nucleoplasm; chromatin.